AUGGAGUUGGAACUCAAGUUUGCAUUUAUUUUUUGUUUGUGGAUAACCCCUCUAAUGCAGGUGUAUGUUAUAGACUUUGGCCUUGCAAAGAAAUACAGGGACCUUACCACUUACAAGCACAUACCAUACAGGGAAAACAAGAAUCUCACUGGAACUGCUCGAUAUGCGAGUGUUAACACUCACCUUGGAGUAGAGCAAAGUAGGAGGGAUGACAUGGAGUCCCUUGGUUAUGUCCUCAUGUAUUUCUUGAGGGGCAGCCUCCCCUGGCAGGGUCUGAAAGCUGGUACGAAAAAGCAAAAAUAUGACAAAAUCAGAGAAAAGAAAAUGCUAACCCCAAUAGAAGUGCUCUGCAAGUCCCACCCAUUAGAAUUUAUAUCAUAUUUCCACUACUGUCGCUCCUUGUGGUUUGAAGACAAACCAGAUUACUCAUAUUUGAAGAGGCUUUUCCGGGAUCUCUUUAUUCGAGAAGGUUCUCAGUUUGAUUAUGUGUUUGAUUGGACAAUAUUGAAAUACCCCCAAAUUAGCUCGAGCUCGAGGACUCGCCAGCCUGGACUUGCCAGUGGGAAACCAGGAGUGGGCCCCUCAGCAGAAAGGCCAGAAAGAAUUUCAGCCUUGCCUCUUAAAACGGGGUGACAAUCCUAAAUCCACACCAGCAUACAUGGGGAUCUAAAAGGACGUAACAAAGCAGAGAGCACAAGGAUCUAUUAGAAUUGUGGUGCUUCGUAGGGCAACAAAUGCGAUAGGUCCAUGGCACUAAAAAGUGCCACAGAUAUAAUACAUAGCUCUUUUGGCAUUGUGGCAUUGCAGAUAAGCUAGAUUAACACUACAGAUGUAUGAUUACUGUGUGAUUAUGUGAAUAAAUGGAGAGAGGUAAUUUGUUAGUAUCC
This is a messenger RNA of Amborella trichopoda, 887 nucleotides long. RefSeq names its product casein kinase 1-like protein 10. The record is from RefSeq and is a predicted model, not a curated record. Gene Ontology annotation, biological process: protein phosphorylation. Gene Ontology annotation, molecular function: protein kinase activity; ATP binding. NCBI's taxonomy places the organism in Eukaryota, Viridiplantae, Streptophyta, Magnoliopsida, Amborellales, Amborellaceae.